Melanotaenia boesemani (Boeseman's rainbowfish) is the source of this 1083-nucleotide messenger RNA. Its product is annotated as membrane progestin receptor beta-like. Bases 1 to 1083 code for a protein of 360 amino acids. The record is from RefSeq and is a predicted model, not a curated record. Gene Ontology annotation, biological process: response to steroid hormone. Gene Ontology annotation, cellular component: plasma membrane. Gene Ontology annotation, molecular function: nuclear steroid receptor activity; steroid binding. Lineage: Eukaryota; Metazoa; Chordata; Actinopteri; Atheriniformes; Melanotaeniidae. The transcript is spliced from 5 exons.
AUGCCACAGGUGUCCUUCGCCACACCCUCGCUGUGUGUGACCUUCCCCCGCCUCCUGAGCCGGUUUCUCCCCUCGCUUCCCCCCACCGUGCGGGACAUGGACGUCCCCCCUCUGUUCCAGAAUCGCUUCAUCCUGACGGGGUACCGUCCCACAGGGCAGCCAUGGCGGUGUUACGCCCUCAGCCUCUUCCAGAAGCACAACGAGACGCUGAAUGUGUGGAGCCACCUGCUGGCUGCCGUCUGCAUGGCACUGAGGUUCACCGUGUUUACCAUCCUGCAGGAAGGGGGAGUUUUGGGUUUCCAGCUGCAGGGUCCUGAAGGUCAGGGGAUUUCUCUGGACGUGUCUUCGCUACCUCUGGUGUUCUAUGUGUUUGCUGCCAUCACAUACCUCUGCUGCAGCGCUGCAGCUCACCUGCUGCAGUCCCACUCGGAACAGGUGCGGUAUUUGCUCUACUUGCUGGACUCUGUGGGCGUGGCCAUCUACCAGUGCGGCUGUGCACUGGUUCUGUACCUGUACAGCGCCAACAAUGCCUGGACACAAAGCAUGCUGGGACAGAUCUUCCUCCCAGCCACUACCAUCUUCGCCUGGUUCUCCUGCACUGCUAGCUGCUACGCUAAGCUCCACGUCAGACAACUAUACCCACUCCAAGUCAUUCUGAUGGCUGCCACCUACCUGCUAGAUAUCAGCCCGGUUGUCCAUCGUCUUGCCACCUACAGCUGGAGAAGAAGCCCAGCACUGCUGCUGCACCUCCUGCAGGUGAUGCUGCUUCUUCUGUCGGCCUUCUUCUUCUCUUGUCCUGUACCCGAGCGCUUCGCCCCCGGACGCUUUGACAUUAUCGGCCACAGCCACCAGCUCUCCCACAUCCUGCUGUCACUCUGCAUGCUGGCCCAGCAGGAAGCGCUGCUCCAUGACUUCCUGUGGCGACGGCCGGGGCUGGUUAGGGCGUUUGGAGAGGAGCGCCUCCUGCUGGCCAGUGCCUCUUUCCCCUGUGUGGUGCUGUGUUGUGCUGCAACGGCACUCGCCAUGAGGAGGCGAGGUCAGGCUCACCUAAUGAAGAAUAAAGAUACGGAAGGAGGAAGAUGA